Molecule: messenger RNA, 1869 nt
Organism: Paramecium tetraurelia
Lineage: Eukaryota; Ciliophora; Oligohymenophorea; Peniculida; Parameciidae
Exons: 1
Source: RefSeq, a predicted model, not a curated record
AUGGAUAACUAAUAAUUGAUCGAAGAACCUUAGAUUAUCAACUAUGAAUAUUAAAAUCCAGAAAGAUCAUAAGAAGGAUUUAGAAGUUUAAAACCUUUAAAUGAGUAAGAUGAAAUUUAAUAAAUCAAUAAGUCUCAAUUAAAGAAUUUAAAUUCAUCUUCUAUUUAAGGUUUUUCUAAAUAAUAGAGCGGAAUAGGCCAAGAGAAUCAAGAUGAUGACUUAAAUUUCAUUUAAAAAGAAAAAUAAGGAAAAAAUAGUAUUGAAACCCUGUAAGGUGAAUAAUAAUAAAUCCCACUUUAAUAAUUUAAUUAAAAAGAAGAGAACUUAAUUGAAAAUGAAUCAAAGGUUCCUGAAGUUUAAAUACACCAAAAGAAAAUACAGAAAACAGAUGAUAAAGAACUCAAAAAUUAUUCUCAAUUUAAUAAUAAUUCCAAAACAAAGGAUGUUAAACAAGUGACAAUUAAUCUCUCAAUCGAAUAGAAUUCUAAACAUAAUUCAGAUUUGAAAAAUGAAUAAUAAUAAAACAUUAAAAAAAAUUUUUAGAAAUAAAUAUAAUAAUACAAGAGAGAUGAGAAAUAAUGUAAUUAGAUGAUAGAAUCUAAUUUAAAUCAAAUCUUUUUAUUUUAUACUAAUUAAUUUUAAACUCAUAAUAAACAAACAAAAGAUUAAAUUUUAUAAAAAUAAGUUUUAAAUUUACAAUAAUUUAUGAAUUUUUGCAAAGAUUUUCAAAUACUAGAUUUAUAAGUGACUAAUGAAUUUAUUUAAUAAUAUGCUGGUCACAAAGUCUAAAAACCUUUGUAUAAAAUAAAAUAUAAGAACAGAGUCGGAGGUACUUACGUAAUUUCAAAGUAUAUCCUAGAGGAAAUUUUUUAGAAAUGUUCAAAUAUUCAUUAAUUAAGUUUUUAAGAGUUUUUAUACUCUUUGAUAAAAAUAGCAGAUAUUACAUUUCCAGUUUCUAACUCAUUGCAAGCAUUUUAUUUGUAUUUAGGCUUUCAUGAUCCAGAAAUCUAUUCCAAAAAGUUAAUAAAUCCUUAAGAUAUGAAUUAAACUAGAAUGCAAGUUUAAACCACUCCUAAUAUUAAAUAAGAACUUAAAAUCACCCGUUCAGUAGAAAAAUAAACAAAAUCUCAAAACCAUAGAAUUGAUUAUUUAUAACCGAUUUCUAAGUUGAAUUAGAUUUAACUUCUGCAAAAAAACACUAAAAUAUACUCAAAUAGAAAUUAGGGAUAAAUUGUUAAAUACGAUUAUAGAGAUGACAUUUGUGAUUUUGACCCUAGAAAAUUACUUUUGGAAGGCGAUCUAAUAGACUAAGAGGAUGAAUUUUAUUUAAGAGAUUAUUAGAUAAAUAACCAAGGAGGAGUUAAAAAAUAAGAACUUAUCAAUUAAUAUUAGGAAAGAAUCAAAUAUUACUAGUAUCCAUAUUAAAACUAAUAAUCUAAAAGUAAGCAAGGUUAAACAGAAUAAAUAUAUAUAUAAUAAAAUCAAUAAGAUUUAUAACAAAAUUUGAGGCUUCAACAAAACACUAUGUCUAUAAAAACUAUUUUAGAAAAGCAAGAUGCUUAUCUGGUCAAUUCUAAAAUAAAUUAAACGACAAAAUAAUUGUAAAAGUAAAAAUUUUAAUAAAUUCAUCCUAAUUCAUUUGAACUUAGGAAUAAUUAUAAUAUUGUAAAAUAACUUCCAGCCUUAAAUUUAUCUUAUGCUUACCCAAAUAUAAGUUCAUCGAUUGAGAGAGAUUAGUUAAAUACAUCCUAAAAUCACUAGUAAAUCAAAGAGAACACAAAAAGAUUGGAAACAACGAAUGAAAAAAGGGAAUUGAAAGGAAUCUUAAAAAAUUAGUACUAUUCAAUUAGAAAGAUUUUUAGAAAAUGA